AAGGAUGUGAGGACGGAGUGUGUGUAACGUCAUGAAGGCUCUUUUCCUGUUAGAGGAGGGACUUGGUUUUGAAUUUCUCUGCAGCUGGAGAAAGGGGAGGAGGAGGAGGAAAAGAAGGAGAAGCUGGACUAGGAAGAAGCCCACCACUACAGUCUAAAAUACAGGGAGCAUUCAGUAUAUUCCCGACUCCCCUGCCUUUUUAGAGUUUUUGAUCUUUGGGGGAAAUCGUGACUGUGGGAUAAGGCAGGAAUGAAAAUGGAGGAGCAAGCCUCAGGAGGCCCCACAGCAGCGGAAAGGCCCCAGAGAUCAGGGAAAGCCCCUUGUGUGGCCCAGGCCGAGAGUAUUAGGGAAAGCCUGCAAAAUGUGCCAGCACAACAGAAAGUCAAACAGGAGCCAGGCGAGGGUCUUCUUCACCACUGGGAAGCCCAGUGGCAGGAUUUCCUGAAGACAGUGGAGUCCCCUCAUCCAGGAUGGGGGGUGCCACCAUUGCAAGAGGAGAUCACACCAUGGGAUGACACUAAGGCUUUCUUGGCCUCCUUCGAGCAAGUGGCCGAAGCCUGCCGGUGGCCCAAGGAAGAGUGGGUGACCCGACUCCAGCCAGCCCUCAGCGGAGAAGCCGAGGAGGCUUUCAGCAGGCUGGAUGCCAGAGACAGAGAGGAUUAUGGGAAGGUGAAGGCAGCCAUCUUGCGAGGGGACGCCCUUGGCAGGGAGAAGCAGCGCCAACACUUCAGGUGCUUUUGCUACCAGGAGGCUGAGGGGCCGAGAGGGACUUAUAGCCGCCUCCAGGAACUUUGCCACGAAUGGCUGAAAGUUGAAAAGCACACGAAGGAGCAGAUCCUGGAGUUGCUGAUCCUGGAGCAGUUCCUGAGCAUCCUGCCACUGGAGAUCCAGAGCUGGGUCCGGGACGUUGGCCCAGAGACCUGCUCCCAGGCGGUGGCCUUAGCUGAGGAUUUCCUGCAGAUGCAACGAGAAGCCGAGAGUCAGGAAAGCCAGGUGGCAUUUGAGGAAGAGGCUGUGAGUUUUUCCAAGACAAGCGGCGCCCCGUCUGAUGCUGAACAGAGGCAGCUGUGCAUGAAGGCCAAGCAGGAAGAUGAUGGUGGGAAUAUCAGACUAGCAGGUAAAAGGUGGAUGAGCACACAGGAAGCACACAGGAUGAGCACAGCAGAAGCUUCCGAGCAGGUGGAACCUUGUGGAUCCUCGGUACGGAGAAUGGAAGAGAAUGCUUCCUCUUGUAGUGAGCAGGAAAAUGCCUCUGAAAGUCAAGAAUGGCAGAAUGAACUCCACCCAACAGAGCGAGAGGAUGGAUCUGUUUCUUGUGGAGGUGCUUUCAAGGACUCCAGUGAAACCUCAGACCAGCAAGGAGUCUGCACUGCUCAGACCUCAUCAUUCAUCAUGGAAUCCACACAGGUGAGAGGCCGUAUGAAUGUCCUGAUUGUGGCAAAAGAUUCAGUCGUGGUUCUGACCGUAAUCGUCAUCAGAGGAUCCAUACACAAGAAAAAUUAUACAAAUGUCUGGUCUGUGGGAAGUGCUUCCUUUAUAGCUCGGACCUCAUCAUUCAUCAGAGAAUCCACACUGGAGAAAGACCCUAUGAGUGCUUGGACUGUGGGAAAAGAUUCAGUUGCAGUUCGGAUCGGAAUCGUCAUCAGAGAAUCCACACUGGGGAGAAACCCUACGUGUGCUUGGACUGUGGGAAAAGGUUCAGUCAGAAAGUGCACCUUAAUAGGCAUCGUAGAAUCCAUAUGGGGGAAAAGUCAUAUACGUGUUCAGAAUAUGGGGAAAGUUUCAGUCUCAGAUCUCCUCACUCAUCAGAGAAUUCAUGUUGAUGAGAGAAUGUAUGAAUGCCUGGACUGUGGGAAAGAAUUCAGCCGGAAAUUUAACCUCCAACGGCAUCAGAGAAUCCACGCAGGCGAGAAACCAUACUACUGCUUAGAUUGUGGGAAAACCUUUGGGUGCAGUUGGCAACUUCGAGUUCAUCGGAGAAUCCACACAGGAGAGAAGCCAUAUAAGUGCACCUACUGUGGGAAAGAAUUUGGGCGCAGUUCAAACCUUGCACGUCACCAGCUAAUCCACACUAGAGAGAAACGAUAUGCAUGCUCGGAAUAUUAUUGGCAAGAGAAUGAGACUAAGGAGGAAAAUAAUCAUUGGGAAUUUUCUAAACAAUUGGAAUGUUGUGGGAAGGCCUCAGGAAGCGUGGUGGUGAAUGUCUCCCAGGGUCACGAACGGGGAGAACCAUCCAAGAGUCAGCGCAGGUCAAAGAAGCAGCAGCAGGACCAGCCAAAGAACAGAACAGUGAAAUCAACUUCCCGUGCUGCAGUUAAAAAGGUAUUUGAGAAAAGCCCGCAGCAGCAGAAGGAAGAGUCGGCUUGGGGCCAUCUUGAACAGGGCAGCGCUCAAGUUACGGAGCCCCCAUAUCAGUGUUCCGAGUGUGGGAAAAGGUUAUGGCUCAAAGACAGCCUAAAGAGACAUCGGCGACUCCACACAGGAGAGAAGCCCUACAAGUGUUCAUAUUGUUGGAAAACCUUCAGUCAGAACUCCAACCGCAUUGAGCACGAAAGGACCCACACAGGGGAGAAACCAUACAAGUGUUCACACUGUGGGAAUCGGUACCGUCGAAGCUCCAACCUUGGGGCACACAAAAGGACCCACACGGGAGAGAAGCCCUACAAAUGCUUGGAGUGUGGGAAAGAAUUCACGCGGAAGACUCACCUCAAUGGCCAUCUGAGGAGCCACACUGGGGUGAAGCCAUAUGACUGUGUGGACUGUGGGAAUGGUUUCUGGCGUGAGACAGCUGGGGAGAAAUCCAGAUGCUGUACCAUUAAAGCCCUGCUGUUCACUGUACACAUCUCGGAGAGUCUUGCCUCUGAGCUUCUUUUGGUAGAGAGUGAAAGAGAGGAUAUGGACGCAGGGCAGGGGAAGCAGCCGGACUUCCCAUUCCAGGCUGUGCAGAAGCACUGGAUGUCCCCGGGAGUGAAAAUGGAGGAACAAGACCCAGGAGGCCCUGCACCAAAGGAGGAAUCGGAGGGAACAGGAAAAGCUGUCCUCCAAGUUGGAAGGCUCCAGGAAUUCCUGCAGAGGAUUCCCGGAGAACAAGUUAAACAGGAACCAGAGGAGGGUCUUCUUCAGCACUGGGAUGCCCAAUGGCAGGAGUUUCUGAAGACAGUGGAGUCCCCUUGCUCUGGACUGGCAAUCCCCCAGCUGACAGAAGAGCCCGCUCCAUGGGAUGAUACUAAGGCCUUUCUGGCCUCCUUUGAGCAAGUGGCCGAAGCCUGUCAAUGGCCCAGGGGAGAGUGGGUGACCCAGCUCCUGCCAGCUCUGAGUGGAGAAGCCAAGAAGGCCUUUGACAGGCUGGAGAUCGGAGACAGAGAGGAUUAUGGGAAGGUGAAAGCAGCCAUCUUACGACAGGAUGCUCUGGCCCGGGAAAGGUGGGGUCACCACUUCAGGCAUUUCUGCUACCAGGAGGCUGAGGGGCCGAGAGGGGCUUACAUCCGACUGCAGAAACUUUGCCAUGGGUGGCUAAGGGUAAAGAAGCAGACAAAGGAGCAGAUUCUGGAGCUGCUUAUCUUGGAGCACUUCCUGGCCAUCCUUCCACCGGAGAUCCAGAGCUCGGUGCGGGAUUGUGGCCCAGAGACCUGUUCCCAGGCCGUGACCUUGGCUGAGGAUUUCCUGCAGAUGCAGCUAGAAGCCAAGAGACAGGAAAAGCAGAAGCCAGCAUCACUUCAGGAGGCAGCCCCGGGUUUCUCCCGAUCUUCACAGGCUCUGCCUGACCCUGUCCACAGGCGGCGGUACAGGGAGACCACGCAAGAGGGUGACCGCGGAGAUGUGAAUUCACAAGCAGAUUCCAUGCAAGUAGACGAGUGUGAAGAAAGAAACCGUCGGCUAGGAAGACCUGAGCAAGCAGAACCAUCCCAAAGAAGAGUGCUGAAGAAUGUUUCCAGGACCCCGAAAAAGGGUGACUCCUCUGAGGAUCGGAGUGAACCAAAGAGGCAGCUAGGGGGGAGCCACCCACGGAUGGGAGUGGGGGAUCCUGUUUCUUGUGGGGUAAGUGAGAAACCCCUCCAUGAAGGCCUGCUGCAGCAAACGGCACUCAGUGGGUCUGAGGAAGGCUUUGAACAGGAGUCUGGCCUUAUCAAAUGUGAAGAGGUUGAAAUCCAAGAACUGACAUAUCAAUGUGAGGAUGGUGAAAGCCUCAGCUGCAAGGAUCCUCUGAUGAGACAUCCGCAAGUCCACCCUGGGGGGAAGCCCUACCAGUGUGCCUACUGUGGGAAAACCUUCAGCCGCAGGUCGCACCUCGUGACGCACGAGAGGACCCACACUGGGGAGAAGCCGUACGAGUGCUCAUACUGUGGGAAAACCUUCAUCCAGAGCUCCCACUUGAUCCUGCAUGAGAGGACGCACACUGGAGAGAAGCCCUACAAGUGUUGCGCCUGUGGGAAGAGCUUCAGCAGCACUUCCAACCUCCUCGCGCACGGGAGGACCCACACAGGGGAGAAGCCGUACAAAUGUGCAGUUUGUGGGAAGGGCUUCAUUAGCAAGUCCCACUUGAUUAGACACCGGAGGAAUCACACUGUGGAGAAGCCGCAGAUGGAACAGCCAGAUCUGGGGAAAAACUUUUGUCUAAGCUAACUGAAAAAGGAUCCACAUUGGAGAAAAGCCAUAUUGGAGUAUCUGCCUUGUUUCAUAUGGGAGUCAGUCCGUUACAGUCUAGUUCAGUUCCGAUUGGGGUUCAGCUGUGCUUGAAGCCAUACCAGGCCCAUAACAUUUCUGCGACUGGUCGGGUACACUUGAAACCAGAACGAAACUGGUUGGGUUCAUGCAGAAAAACGUACAUGUCCACAUUAGCUUGGUUAUGAGCAUGUGUGAUAAGCAGGGCUGUCAUCCAAUUAAUGAAGUCUUGGUUUUAAUUGUUAAGUAAUGUAUAUAUUUGCAUAUGAGUAAAAGCAACAGUUCUGGGGGG
Messenger RNA from Hemicordylus capensis (graceful crag lizard), 4954 nucleotides. RefSeq lists its product as uncharacterized. Gene Ontology annotation, molecular function: RNA polymerase II cis-regulatory region sequence-specific DNA binding; DNA-binding transcription factor activity, RNA polymerase II-specific. The record is from RefSeq and is a predicted model, not a curated record. The transcript is spliced from 10 exons. Bases 250 to 4623 code for a protein of 1457 amino acids. Gene Ontology annotation, biological process: regulation of transcription by RNA polymerase II. NCBI's taxonomy places the organism in Eukaryota, Metazoa, Chordata, Lepidosauria, Squamata, Cordylidae.